Molecule: messenger RNA, 491 nt
Organism: Lactuca virosa
Lineage: Eukaryota; Viridiplantae; Streptophyta; Magnoliopsida; Asterales; Asteraceae
Source: the annotation of a GenBank genome assembly
AUGAGCAUUGUUUUUGUCAUGGGCUUUCUAUUCUAUUUAGACUUGCAUUAUGGCAUAGGCUUCUAUUCAGAUUGGAUUAAAGCUUGUAGUGGCCACCACUUGGAUAUUCACACCCGUUCACAAGCCAUUUUGUUGUGGGGCAUAGGAAUGUCAUUUACAAUUAACUGGAAUAAUGGAAAUCUAGACAAGGAAAUAAGUCCUUUUGAUGAUUUUCUGGGAUUUCAUGCUUAUCAAUUUUGUUCUAAUGACAAGAUCUGCGUCUGCCAGCUCCCAAUCGGUCUUCAAAGUGGUAUUGCACAUUGUCACCUUGGGUGAGGCCAGUCAAUUGAUGCAAAGAAGCGAAAACUAUUGUGUAUAUAAUUAUAAAUUGUGUUAACUAGACUCUUGCAAUAAUUGUCAGGUGUAACAUCAAUGUAUCCUCUUAAUACAUGAUAUUGCAAUGUUUACACUGUUAUGAGGAGGAAGAUUUAUAUGAUGGAAUACUUUAGGGU